Messenger RNA from Drosophila montana, 5894 nucleotides. RefSeq names its product Myocardin-related transcription factor (gene Mrtf). Bases 109 to 5502 code for a protein of 1797 amino acids. Gene Ontology annotation, cellular component: nucleus. Lineage: Eukaryota; Metazoa; Arthropoda; Insecta; Diptera; Drosophilidae. The transcript is spliced from 5 exons. The record is from RefSeq and is a predicted model, not a curated record. Gene Ontology annotation, molecular function: transcription coactivator activity. Gene Ontology annotation, biological process: positive regulation of transcription by RNA polymerase II.
CGUCGUCGUCGAGUCCAAUACACGUAACGCGACGUGGACAGCGCAAGCGAUUAAAGUUGGCCAGUUGGAAAUUGGAGCGCUGCUGGAACCGGGACCGGGACCGGGACCAUGCCGAUCAUUGCCGAUGCCACCAACGAUGAGCCACCAGCAAAAUGUUGCAAAUAUUGUGAGGAGUCUACGCACAGCGUGGACGGCGGCCCUGCAUCGUGGCGUUUAACGCUCGAUCAGGAUCUAAUUGAUACGCUAAAGGGCAACUUUCCUAGUUGGUUUCAAAGCACAUCAGGCGCCACAGCAGCAGCAGCAGCAGCCGCCGCCGGGACAACAAACAAGCCACAAACGCCACAGCAGCAGCAACGACAGCAGAAGCAGGUGGCCGCCAGCAUCAUACCCAUAAGCAUUGAUACCAAAUCAGCCAACAGCAGCAACAAUACACUCCAGCAACAACAACAGCAGCAACAACAACAACAGCAGCAGCAGCAAUCGGCCAUACUGAGCAGCUGCUCCUCAUCAGCAUCGCCCGCCUCAUCGAUAAGCUCAAACUGUUCCAAAAAAUCCAACAGCAGCUGCAGCAGCAGCAGCGUUAGCAGCGUGAGUAGCUGCAGCAGCAACAGUUCCAGCUCCAGCUCCAAAUCAGUUAGUGCAGCAACGGCGCAACGUCUGCUCAACAAGUCGACAUCGACGUCGCCCAAUAAGAGCCUGACACGCACACUCAAGGCCACCCAAAAGACGCACAAUAACAGCCCAAAGGUUGGCCAACUGGUCAAGUCCGCAUCGCUGCACAGCCUGAGCAGCGGCAGCGGUAGCAGCGCCAGCGGCAGCGGCGGCUCCUCGCUGCUGGCCACCUUCUCCACAUCGCCGUUGACCACCGUCGAGCUCAUCUCGAGCGACAGCUGCAACGGCCUGCUGGCCACACGGCUCAGCGGCAAGGCCUUGGAGCAUAAUUUUCAGAAUAUAAUACUGCUGCAAGAGGCCUACGACGAUAUGUCGGAGGCCGAACAGCGUCUGCAUGCGACGUUCCUGGGCAGCAGCGAUGAUGGCAACAAUUCCGAUUGCUAUGAUGCCCGUCAAUCACCGCCAAAGGCCAUUGUCGACUCUAGUCCGCUGCAGCCGGCCAUGGAUAAGAAUAAAGAAUCGCUCAAAGUGAAGCUGAUGGUGCGACGGCCGCACUCGCAACUUGUCGAGCAGGGCAUAAUACCAUCGCUCAAAACCUCGCCCGCCAUCCACGAACAAUGCAAGCAGCUGGAACGCGCCAAGACCAGCGAUUUGCUGAAGGCCAAAAUCCAGCAGCGGCCGAAUCGCGAAGAUCUCGAGCGAUUGCAUAUACUGGAGGAGGAUGAGUGCCACAUCGAUCCGAGUCUGGCGGAGAAGCAGCGCAUGCUGAAGAAGGCGCGCCUGGCCGAUCAGCUCAACUCACAGAUCCAGCAUCGACCGGGACCGCUCGAGCUCAUUAAGAAGAACAUUCUGCAUACGGAGAAGCCCAUCGAGAAGAUUGUCAAAGAGGGCUUGGUGCCAUUCAAGGCAACCAGUGAGGGUCUGUUGACGCGCCCACAGCAUCCGCAUAGCUAUGUCACCUUCGAGGAGGAUUCACAGAGCUCCGAGAGCGACACACGGCAGACGCCGCCGCGCCUGGACGAGCUCAUGUCUGCGGGCCCAGCGGCCACAACGGCAAGCGGCGGUGCAGUGGUGCCACCCGAGCCGCUUACAUCGACGCCUAAGGACAUGCUACAGGCAGCUGCCGCCUCAGCGGGCAUUGUCACUGUGGCGCUGACCACGCCCACGUCAACGACUAGCAACUGUGGGCAGCUGAUGCUCAGCGUGGUGCCCUCCAUACAGCUGCUGAAUACGACAGAUUGUCACAUGGUCGGCACACAUAUUGUGAGUGCACCGCCGCCACCGCCGCCGCCCAUGCCUGUUGCCAGUGCCAUCAAGGUGAAGCAGGAGACGGCCAAUCUGUUUGAGGAGCUGUGCCAGAGCGUGGCCGGGCCAACGUCCAGUCCAGCCAGCAAUCACAUGCUGCCGAUGCUCGCGUCACCUUGCUCCUUGGGCUCCAGCACAUCCACAUUGAGUCCAUUGUCUUCCAUUGCAUCGCCGCCGCCGCCGCCGACACGGCUGCAGCUGCAUCCUGUAUCCAUCAAGUCGGAUGCGCCCGGCAAAGACAAGAAUCGCAAAAAGUCCAAGUCGAAGCCUGUGUCCAAGGCGCGCACCAUCAAAUUUCACGAAUAUAAGGGACCACCCAGCGCCGCGGGCCAAGCACAGGAUCAAACGCAGUCGGAUCAAACAACCUCCUAUCAGCUGCUUCUCGAGCAGCAGAAUUAUUUGCUCAAGUUUCUGGAGAACCUCAACAAGAACCAAUCCAUACUGCCCCCAGCCAGCGCUGCCACAGCCACCCCCAGCAGCUCCAUCAGCACCACAGCGAACAGCAUCACGGUGACCACUAAGACGGUGCCGGCGCUGGCCACAUCUAUCACGACGGCGGCAACACCGGCGCCCAUUGCGCUGCCCAACACCAUUUCUAUAACCAGCAGCACGGGUGGCGCACCGUUGAACUUUGGAGACGCGGCAUUAUUGGCGGCAACGCCCGUAGCAACGCCUGCGCCCACACCCCCAACGUUGUCGCUAAUAGCCACACAGCAGACACAAGCAACAGUUGCUACGGCCGCGAUGCAGCAUCAUCAGCAACAUCCUCCGCCGCUGCCCUCGCCAGCGCUCUCAGUGAGCUCCUCCAUACCGGCCAGUCCGGCCAAUAGUUAUGCCGAGUCCACCAGCUCCAUAACAGAUCUGACGCGUCUGGAGAAAAUGAAGGUAUCCGAUUUGAAGCAGCACCUCAAGCGUCGCAAUUUGCCCGUCUCGGGGCCUAAGCCGCAGUUGAUUGAUCGACUGAAACCCUAUCUGCCACUGGAGCCCAUCGAAUGCUGCACGCCGGCCAGCACGCCUGCUACUGUCAGCGAGGUCAUCACCAUCAGCGAUGCCAUGGAUACCAGCAAUUGUGGAGCCACGGAUGGGCAGCCGCCGCCAGUGGCCAUGCUGGUGGCUGAGUCGCCCGCUAGCACCAUGGAGCACGAGCAAAUGGAUGUGGUGCAGCAGCUGGACAGCAGUCAUGCGAUGACGCUGCAAACAAUUUUGCCACCGCAACCCCAAACGGCGACCAUUAUACAGAACGAGGAGCUAUUGCGCCGGCAGCAGCGUAAAAUCGACGAGCUGCAGCGGCAGCUGCAACGCUCCCAACAGGAGCUGCAGCAAAUACGGCGACAGCAGCAGCAGCAGACGGUUACAGCUCAGGUGGUUAAUGCGCUGCCCUCGCAGCAGAUAACGCUGAUAACCACCACGGCGAACGGGCCGCAGCAAACGUUGACGGUGCUGCCGCAGCUGGAGAAGACUAUACCCGCUAAGGUGACCGUCAAGCCGGCAACAACAACGCCAGCCGGCAAGCUAAAUGGUAUGCACAACAGCAACAGCAGCAGUCAAGCUAAGAAGCCCGUCAACAACAGCAGCAGCAACGGCAUUCAGGCUAACGGCAAUGGACAACAGGCACCGCCGAUCAAUCAAAAAAUGGUGGUCAAGCAACAGCUGGAAGCCAAGAUACAAAAGCAAAAGGCGGCCGCUGCCGCAGCGGCACUGCAACAGCAGCAACUACAACAGCAGCAACUACAACAGCAACAGCAGCAGGCACAACAGCAGCAGAUGCGUUUGCUUACGCAAAAGACACAAACUGUACUCAUUCCAUCCAACAACAAUAACAAUACAAAUAGCGUGCCCAAGCUGCCAGCCACGCCCACAAAGCAGUCAAAUGCUGUUAAUGCUACUGGCAACACGGCAGCAAUAUUGCAUGCAGCCAAGCCAGUUACAGCAGCAACAGCCGCCGUGCCGCAUCCAAACAACGUGGGUCUCGUCUGGAAUGAGGGCAACCAGACCAUAUUUUUGCUGGGCCUCAAUGAUCAGCAGAUGACGGCGCACACGCUGGGCAACAUUAGCCUCACAGCGACAACAACAACAACAGCAACACCGCCGCAGCCGCCAGCGGUUGCAGCAGGAGCAACAACUGCCACAAAGAAACUGCUCAAUGGACACCAGCGCACAAAUUCGUUGCCCAGCAUUGUGUUUCCCAUUGAUGCCAAGCCCAUCAUCACACAGCAGCAGCUACAGCAAUUGCAACUACAACACCAGCAGCAGCAACAUUUUCAGCCUGGCCAACAGCUCAUACAACUAGACAUAAAACCCACAACAGCGCCGCCACCCCAGUACGAGGAGGCGACGAAGCAGUUGGCAGCCAGCAAAGCAGCCGCUGCCAUGGGCAACAGCAUGCCGCUAAUGAAGAUCAAAGAGGAGCCGGCAGCAUCACCCGCGCCACCAGCAGCAGUAACAGCAACGGCAACCGGAAAAUGCCAAAUACAGCGCAAGCCAACGGGCAUCAAAUCGGAGCAGGUCAGCGAUGUGCUGGACAUACUAAUCAAGCAGGGUGAGCUGCCGGAGAGCGCUGCCCUGGAGCCCAUAACGCCACUGACGCCGCUGCCCGAGCUGGCCAUGUUCAAUGGUGUGACGCCAAGAACAGCAGCUGGCGGUGCCAGCAUUGUGCCGCUGGUGCCCAAAUUGGAGGCGCCGCCCACACCACAAUCGCUGCCCAACCUGGACAUGGCCAUGGACACCAACGACAGCCACGUCAGCUAUGCGUCCAGCAAUCCGCAAGCCACAACGCAUGGUUACAUUGAGAAUAUUGAUAUGGCCUCGCCGCUGCAGACAGAUGUGUCGGCCAUUGAUGCGGAGAGCGUGGCAAAAACUUUGGACAUAUUUCUGGAACAGCAUCAUGCCACGCCACCGCCCAGCACGCCGCCCAAAUGCAGCAGCAACAGCGUCAGUGGCAGUGCCAGCGACAAACCGAACAGUCCGGAUGCCAAACUCAAUCAUUUUGAUGAGUAUGAGCUGCUGGAGCUGAUGUCGCAGCAACUGGAAAUGGACAUUGGCGACGACUCGAACAACUAUUGUGCCGGCAAGAACAGCGCCAAUAACAACAGCAUGCGACGCGAUCUCAAUCCCAGCCUGCAGCCCAGCAUCAAUGAGCUGCUCGAUGCCAGCAGUCCGGACAGCGUGCUCUUGAAUAACAAUCACGGCGCCGAUGUUGACUUCGAUGCGGACAGCUUUGUGGCGCAGCUUAGCCAGCACGUUGCCACCACCGCCAGCAGCAACAAUAGCAACAACAAUAGCAACAAUGCCGCCGCCGUGGAGUGUGGCACGGCAAAUGGUCACUACAGCAGCACUCCGAUGGAUGUUUGCGAUGACUUCGAGAGCACAUUGAACUCCAUAAUGCAGGCGGUCACCCAACCGCAAUCGGGCGGACAUGGUGACUAUGCCACGGCGGCAACGGGCAUGGCCAACGGCAUGGGCAAUGCCAUGGACGGCAGCGGUGGUGGUGCUGUGGAUGCAUUCAAUGCUAGUGGCGAUAUAUUUGAUUUGUUCAACAUUGAUGACUACAAGAUGAGCUGGGCGGCAGGUGAUUUUACCGUAUAAUAAAAUACAUUGAAAUGGGCCAAUAAUUUGGACAAACUUGUUGCUUUGCCCAUUUAAACGAUCCUUAUGCAAUACACCCUAUCGUGUGGCUCACUAUUCUCAAAUAUUCCUGAAAAUUCGUUACGAAAAACACAAAGAUGAAAAACACAACUAAAAAGAAAUCCUAUUUAUUUUCUAAAUGCAUUUAAAACAUUUGAACGAUAUAGAUGAAAUUGCAAAACUUUACUAUUUCCAAUUAAAAAAAUAUAUAUAAAACAAAAAACACAUACACAUACACAACUAAAGCCAAAAUUGCCGGGAGAGUUAGUCCAAAAAACACUCCACAAUAUUUCAGCACCCUUUCCUAUAAGCAGCAGCAACAACAAAAAAAAAAAAAAAGAGAAAAAAUAAAA